CACGGAAUGCACGACACAUUCCGGAAACUGUCAAAAGAGCAACUCAGACAAAUGCUUGGAUCCAUACCGAAUGAAGCGGACUACAAGGCUGCACCUGCAGAGGAAGUUGAACUUCUAGAUGAAACCGAUAUACCAAAAGAAUUUGAUGCGCGGCAACAAUGGCCAUACUGCCGUUCCAUUAGGCUGAUCCGUGACCAGGCAAACUGUGGCUCCUGCUGGGCAGUUUCUGCGGCAUCAGUUAUGUCGGACAGGGUGUGCAUAGCGACUUACGGCAUAGUCCAGCCUUAUAUAUCAGAUGAAAACAUCCUGUCGUGCUGCACGUCUGGUGGCCAUGGAUGCCACGGUGGCGACCCACUUUCGGCGUUUAAGUACUGGAAACAGGGAAUACCAAAUGGCGGACCUUACAACACUACCAAUGGAUGCCAACCGUAUACGAAAUGCUGGGAAGGGUGUCCAGGAGGUACUCCGGCAUGCAUGGGACAUAAGUGCAUUCCUGAAUUUCCGUAUUCCUAUAACAGUUCACUGUAUUACGGUGCUACCUGGUAUUGGAUUCAAUCAAUGGAACGCGCUCAACAAGACAUAAUGAAAUAUGGACCUAUCGAUGCAACGUUUCAUGUGUAUGAAGAUUUAUAUUAUUAUAAAAGCGGAGUAUACAAGCACACUACUGGAAAGCAUGAAGGCAGUCAUGCGGUACGAGUAAUUGGGUGGGGAGAAGAAAACGGCGUCCCAUAUUGGCUGAUAACCAAUUCUUGGGGACCAUAUUGGGGCGACAACGGUUUGUUCAAAAUACUCAGAGGACAAGAUGAAUGUGCAAUAGAAAGUUACCUGACUACCGGAACAUCGACUCUCUGA
Molecule: messenger RNA, 852 nt
Organism: Soboliphyme baturini
Lineage: Eukaryota; Metazoa; Nematoda; Enoplea; Dioctophymatida; Soboliphymatidae
Source: the annotation of a GenBank genome assembly